AUGGAUAAGUUAUACAAAAAUCAUAUUUUUUGGUAGAUAUAUAGCAAUUAAAAACGUUAAUAACUAGUAAAAACAUAAUAUCGAAAUCUAUUUAAACUUACAUAAAACAUAAAUGGAUAUGAUAAAAUAUUAGGAACCUUUCUCCAAAAGGAGAUUUCUAAGCAGUACAAAGAAAAGUUGAGUGAAUAAAAUAUAGAAAAAAUUAGAAAAUUCUUAGCAACAAACAGUAACGUUGAAAAUAUCUUAAAAUAAAUACUUUUAGACUUUCAGACAAGGACUAAUACUCCAUCUAUGAAAACGAUUGAGGCGAUUAGAAAUGCAUAUUUGCAAUCAGGUUUACCUAAAUUUGAGGCUGUUAAAUCCAUUUUGAAAGAAACAAGUCACUCACCCAUUACUAUUAGAGAAUCACUAAAGGAAAAUUUAACUUACAAUAUUCCAAUCCCUCUAGAUAAGAUGAUUCAUAAAUUUUGA
Messenger RNA from Tetrahymena thermophila SB210, 471 nucleotides. RefSeq lists its product as hypothetical. Lineage: Eukaryota; Ciliophora; Oligohymenophorea; Hymenostomatida; Tetrahymenidae. The record is from RefSeq and is a predicted model, not a curated record. The transcript has 2 exons.